Staurois parvus is the source of this 594-nucleotide messenger RNA. The record is from the annotation of a GenBank genome assembly. NCBI's taxonomy places the organism in Eukaryota, Metazoa, Chordata, Amphibia, Anura, Ranidae.
GGCGGCGUUCAAGGCUGGGUUGUUGGCUGCUAUGGCUCGCAGCGCUUCCCGGGUGCCCAUCGCCGGGCCGAGGGGCAGAGUUGGCUGGUUGUUGCCCUAUUCCAGUGUGAGAGCAGUCUCAUGAUCUCCCCCCUCAUCUUAUGCCUGGACCCUAUCCCAAAACAGCAGAAGAAAGGGCAGCUGCAGCUAAGAAAUAUAAUUUGCCAUUGGAGGACUAUAAACCAUACCCAGAUGAUGGAAUGGGUUAUGGAGAUUAUCCAAUGCUUCCUGAAAAGUCACAGGAAGAAAGAGACGGAUGGUACACAUGGGACCAUUCAGAUUUUAGGACAAAUUGGGGAGAGACGCUGCACUGGGACUUUGAUAAGUACCUCCGUCAUCGACUUGAUACUACACCAACCCGUAUUCCCUAUAUUUCGAUGCUUAAAACAUACGUUGGCUUGCUGUCCAUUAUCGCACUUCUGUUAUAUAUUGGACAAAUAUUUCCGAUGUAUACUCCUGUUGCUCCCAAACAAUAUCCAUACAACAACCUGUACUUGGAGUAUGGUGGGGAUCCUUCUAAAGCACCUCCCGAGGUCAAAAACUAUGAAUUCAAAU